Molecule: messenger RNA, 129 nt
Organism: Acaulospora morrowiae
Lineage: Eukaryota; Fungi; Glomeromycota; Glomeromycetes; Diversisporales; Acaulosporaceae
Source: the annotation of a GenBank genome assembly
AACAACGAAGGUGAUACCGCACUUAAUAUCUCGGCGAGAUUCGCAAAUAAAAGACUCGUGAAGCUUCUUGUUGAUGCUGGAGAUGCGGAAGAUUAUAUUUUAGAAUUAGACUAUAGUACCAAAUUCUGA